GAAAAACAACAUAACUGGUUGAGUGGAGCAAGUAUUCAAGUCACGAGAGCUGUUUUGAUUUCCCUCUGGAUUAAAAACUGCAGUUUGCCUGAAGCGUUAGAACUCUCUCCUUUUUACCACAAAGGUCUUCCGUUUUUCUUCUGUUGCCCAGAAUUUCCAGCUACAAUGAGGGGAAAAAGUUGCCACAGAACAUACAUUCUAAAAAUUUUUCUGAACUAAAAUACAAAAUUAAAGAGAAGCAAGUUCAAAGUCUCGUUGGGAUGGUGAGAAGCUUGAGCUUCAGCGUGAGGCUUGAGAACUUGGCGACAGACUGUGACCUUUUUAAUGCAAGAAAUAGCUAACUUUAUCUGAAGUCUAAUCAUUGUGCAUCUUUAAACUGUUAGAAAUGUUAUUAAUCUCAUAUUUACAUCACAUCAUUUCACGCUAGUAUUCAACUAAAGAGAUUGUAACUGAAUUAUUUAGAGCUAUUCUGUCAUAAACUGAAGUGACAGAUAGACAUUUUGACCAAGAAUAUAUGAAAUGUUCCUAGGUUUCAUGGCAAUCCAUGUGACUGUUUAUCAAGAAACUAUAGUUGUAUGCUUAAAAAUGAACUUCAGUCUAAACAACUAUUAACUACACCUAUAAUUCAGAUGGAAUACAUGAAUGCUCUCAUUUUUUAAUGAAUCCAAAUGCACAAGUCUGUUUUAAGUUGGAAUAUUUUGGCUCUCACCGUGUUCUAAAUACUGUCAUCCAUUCUUUCCAAGAAAUAGUUCACCUAAUGGAGCCUCACUUUAGCUCACAGUAUAGCAGCAACAGCAGGGAAUGGCUCAAGGCUGAACACAUAUUGGUUGCUGUCUUAUAAUUGGGAUUAUAGGCUUUUCAGGCUGUAGUUACGUCCGUGAAUAAAUGGCGCCCAUGCAAUGUUUUGGAAUACACAUAAUGUUGUAAUUACAACAUAAUAUCGUCAGCUUUUGCAUCCUGUUUUAAUUCAGACCUUCUUUGUGGUGCUCAGAGUUAAGAUAAACAGACAAAAAUAACAGCUGUGUGCCAGACACAAAAAAUAAUCUCUAUUGUUUAUACAUAUUUAGAUUUAAUGUUGAUUUAUUGCUAAAUGAUAGACUUCUUCAAUAUAAUAAUGCAUAAUCACUUGUAAAAUUGUGUCUUUACUUAAUUUUUUUUAUAUUUUUAUUUUUAUAAAUAAUGCAUAUUUGGCUGUCAUUUUAGACUGCAAGAUGUUUCUGACCAAAACAUUUUGCAUUGUGACUGAAAGUCUACCAAGUCUUUUGUGCAAAGAGGUUCCAUCUGGGUCUCCUCAGAUUUCCUCUGUUUUCAAAUGGGAUGUAAUUGCUUGGUGAUAAAGACUAUUACACAUUGAAAAGCUCCAUUACAAAUCAGGAAGUUGUCUUCCACUUCUUCAAAGGGACUGGGGAAACCAGAUUGUUGGUAAGAAACAUAAUCCCUGAAACUCUGUAUCCAGUUUUUUUUUUCUGCUCCAGUGGAAGACACGAAUGGUGAGGGCUAUUCUGGAGACUGGAUGCUGGAUGAUAACGAUGCUAUGCUGUCUGCAGGCACCAGCACAAACAUGUGUUAACUUUCUCUGUAAUUGACAAAAGUACCACUUGCAGCAAGCAGAGAAAGGAAGGAAAAAUGCAUAUGGAGGAUGACUGUGGGCAAAUAACAGGGUUUGGAAUACUUCGUUGAAACGUACAGUAUACUGGGAAAAAAGAACAUGCUGUUGCUCAUAGAGUAACCUAAGCCACAUUGCUUUGUCUUAGAAAUUAGAAAACAGCACCAAUUAUAACGUCAAGUCUGAGUCGUAAAUUUACCAUAGGGUUCACCCCCAUGACAGUAAAUAGCAAGCCAGACUGUCGUAAUAAUAAGGCAUGUCACAAAAACGGAAAACAAGGUUGUUAAAAAGCAGAUGGCCAUACCGGCUCACAGAUGGGAUUGAUACUGACAUGGCUGGAGGUGAUAUACUGCAAUUUAUGAUGUGCUUUUACUUGCGAGUGGAAAAAAGGUAUGUGUGCUAAUGAGACAUGGUGUCUGGGGCUACAGCUGCACAGAGAAGGGGGAUAUUUACCCUAUGCCAACAAUAUGUUCCUCUCAGUCUGUGAAAGAUGCAGGCAGAAGGCAUCGUCUCAGAUCAACCAGCUGGUAGGUAUACUGCACCUACUGUACAUUUUAUAACUGCUGUCUCUUAUUGUACACCUGCAUGGUUCAGUGUCAGUUUUAAAUUGUUCCACAACUAUGAUCAGCAUGUGUUUUUAUGUAAUGAGGUAAUUUGUUAAUUUGACUUCACGCCACCUUGAAAUAAUUUCCACCCAUUUUUUUCCUCGUGGGUUUCCAUCAGUGACAAUGCGGACUGCGGUGCUACUCCUCUUAAUGGGAAUAGUGGAUCUGAGCAUCGGCCAGCGUUACAGCCAAUUCCAGUGGCUGUCCCAUCUGCGAGGGCGACGGCGGCAUGCUGGGUGGCAGGCUGCUGAUGUGGAUUGCCCCCUGGAGUGCGACUGCCCCUCUACCUACCCUACAGCUAUGUACUGCCACAGCCGCCACCUUCAGCACGUUCCCUACGUCCCCUCACAUAUAAAGUACGUCUAUCUGCAACGGAACCAGAUCACGGGCAUCCAGGAUGGGGUGUUUGACAACGCCACCAGUUUGAUCUGGGUUGUUUUGUUUCACAACCAACUCAACUCAGACAAGAUUGGCAAGAACGUCUUCAGCAAGCUCAAGAACCUGGAUCGACUCUUGUUGGACCACAAUGAGCUUACCCGUGUGCCUCCUAACUUGCCCAAGGGCAUCACAGACCUGCGACUCGGUCACAACAAGAUUUCCAAAAUCCUCUCCAACUCGUUCGAGGGCAUGGCCAACCUCACAACCCUUCAUCUCCAGGCAAAUGACCUAGAGGAUGUUGGAGGUGUGUUCAAGGGACUCAAGUCUCUGACCGCACUGGAUAUGAGAAAAAACAAGCUAAGGAAAAUUCCCGACAACCUGCCUGGGAGGCUGCAGCAGCUUUACCUGGAGUUUAAUAACAUAGAGAGUGUGCCAACAGACUUUCUCAAAACAUAUCGCAAACUGCAGUUUGUCCGGUUGGCUCAUAAUAAGCUGACUGAUAAAGGAAUUCCAUCCAGUGUCUUCAACAUCAGCACACUGGUUGAGCUCGACCUGUCCUUCAAUAAACUGGAGAGGAUCCCUGUGGUUAGUAGGAACCUGGAGAACCUUUACUUGCAAGCCAAUAAGAUCAAAGAGUUCUCCCUGGGCAGCUUCUGCAGCACUGCUGACAUAACAAACUUCUCCAAUCUGAAAAUGCUGCGGUUGGAUGCCAAUCAGAUCAGUGCCAAAGACAUUCCUGCCGAAGCUGCCUACUGCUUGCGGCAGGUUGCUUUUAUAGACGUAUAGGUCUUCCUGAUGUCUCUCGCCAACAUGUUAUUUGAAAUGCUUUUUUUUCAUCACACAUCACAUCAUUUUCCUUAUGUCGUUCACUGUACUUUCUACUGAAACAUAAUUGUGAAGGAGUGUCGUUAAACUGGUAUUAGUAGCAAUUAAACAUUUACCAUAUUACUCAAGGGACAGACAGAGAGCGAUGAGAAAUGGCUCUUACACACACACACACACACACACACACACACACACACACACACACACACACACACACACAUAUAAAUUGUAGCUGAUGAACAUUAGUUGUUUGUAGCAUCAUCUGUAUAAAACUGGCAGUAAUCUGUGUGAGAAUUAGUUUGGAUCUUUGCCUCCACCAUGUGGCACAAGGUGAUAAAACAGCAAACUGAGCCGCAAUGAUUCUCAUUAACACUUUUUUAGAGAAGUCAUUUUUUAACAUAUUCUCAGUAAAGGAUACUUAACAACGUAUUUACAGUUUGAUAAUACUUGUUUUUCUAUCCAGUGAAUAUUUUUAAUCAACAUUUGAAAAACCACAACAAAGUGUUUUUGUAGCUAAUGUAACCUGUGUUCCUCGUCAAAGGAGCUGCUUAAUUAUUUAAAGCUAUGAUUGAA
This is a messenger RNA of Acanthochromis polyacanthus (spiny chromis), 3987 nucleotides long. It is a transcript of the gene fmodb, whose product is annotated as fibromodulin b. The coding region runs from base 2335 to 3375 and encodes 346 amino acids. Gene Ontology annotation, molecular function: protein binding. The transcript has 2 exons. The record is from RefSeq and is a predicted model, not a curated record. Lineage: Eukaryota; Metazoa; Chordata; Actinopteri; Pomacentridae.